GAAGGCGACGAUGACAGGUUGGCGUGAUUUCCUUCUCCUGUGCUUUUUGUUUAAUCCGACAUGGACUCGUUUCGUACUUGAUCCCAAUGCUAGAGGUUUCGUAGUUGAUCCCAAUGCUAGAGGUUUCAUAGUUGAUCCUAGUGCUAGGAGAGGAGUACAGAGCGAUGUGUACAUUGUCAGCAAUAGGGCCAAUAUUAGAAUUCACCAUGAUGGAGAUAGAUACAAAGUCAGGAGAAGAAUAACACCAGAUGGGAUAAGACCUUCUCUCUCUGCAGCAGGAAAAACAGAUGUCAAGAAAGUGUCACUCUCAGGAGAUGGAGGGGUCAGUUCCUAUAACCAACGAACGGUAAAUGGUAGGAAUGGGAACGAACAGUCCAUUACAAAUGACAAAAACAUUGAUGUUCGAAUCGUUUCAAAUGACGACUUCAUCAAGAGGAAAAGUAAAACAAAUGGCAGAAGUGACAUUGAUCAGCCUGUAGUAAAUGAUGUUAAUGUUAGUGACCAACAAACGACACAUAUUAGAAGUACUGUUGACCAGUCAGGUUCAAAUAUUGAAGUUGUCAACGACCAAACAGCGACAGAUGGUGAAAGUAACGUAGUUCAGUCUGCUCCUAAAAAUGGUAUUGUUAACGGCCACCAGGCGACAAAUAUCAAUGAUAUUGUCAGUCAGUCUACGUUUGAUGGCAGCACUGGCAACGACCAGUCAAUUUCAAAUGGUGGAACGGAUGAUGGACUUCAAACUAUGAAUAAACCACUAGUUAUUGAUAUGACUCACGGCAAACUUAAGUCCAGGGUAGAACAAGGGGAUGUCCUUAUCAGUAGGAAAGACAACGGUCCACAAUUCUCCAGCGGAAAUGGUCAAGCAAAUGAAAACAUAGGUAAUACAGAUGUCCUUGAAGAUCAACAAAUGGAACAAACUGUAGGAGGAAGUGAUGGAAGAGUUGUUUUAAUCGGUCUAAAUGCACAGAACCAAGGACAAAAUAUAAAUGAUGUUGAAAAUGGCCAAAUGACUGUAACACCGCCUCCCCAAAAUCAAGUUCAAAAUGGUAUGCAAUCUGACAAUGUUAACAGUGGAACUGGGCAAAACGAGGCACAAUUCGAUACUGAUCAAAGCAGUUUCCCGGUUGGAAAUGAACAAACUGGAUCACAAAUUGGUAUUGAUCAAACCACUACAAGCACUGAAGCGUUUCAAACCAGUCCACAGACGAAUUUUGAUGAUCAAACUGGCCAGCAACAAGGUACUGACGAAACCAGUACGCAACCUGAUACUUUCUCUACUGGAAAUGAUGAAGAAACAAUACCAACAACACCUCCAACUACCCCAGCAAUCCCAACAGAUGUGGAAACUACAUUUAGUCCUGUUACAAAUGAACAGGAACAAGAGGAAACACGGAUUACUCCAGUUGAUGAACUGGACGUAACAACCACACCUCGAGACGAAACAGAAGUCGGUAAAACUAGGAAACCAAGGCAACAAGAAGGGAGAGAACGAGAAGAAGUUGAACCUAGGGAAUCAAAAGAAGGUUUUGAAAAACGCCAAGACCAUAGAAGAAAAUCUGCAAGGGAUGAAGAUGAAGACUGGUGGGAAAGCGACAGCUGGGAGUUCAACAGCUGGGAUAGUGAUUCGUUGGAAAGAAAUUUUCUGUCAGAAGAUAGGCAAAGGAAAGUGAAAGCAGGAGAUGUAUCAAUUAUACCCGUCAGACCGUAUCAUAUUCUAAAGAAAGCAGACAAAUUUGAAAGUGAUAGCAGCGAUUGGGAUAGUGAAUUAUACACAAAUGAAGAUACAAGUGCCGAUAAACAUGACACACGCAAAGAACAGGUUUUGAACGAAGAAGGGGACAAAAGAAAAAAUAGGAUUAAAAAGAGGGUAAAUUAUGAAUCAAGUAGCGAUGAUUCGUUUUGGGAUUCUUUUGAGGACAGUGACAGUGGUAACACAGAUAAUCUGUUUAAACCAGUUAAAACCAAAUUGACAGACGAAAAACAAACUAAAGUUGAACAACCCACUGUUUUAAGAAAACACGUUAGAAGGAGCAGAACGGAAUAUUCUAGCAGCGAUAGUACAGAGUACGAUUAUUCAGAUGGGGUUGAUAAUUAUAAAGAUGAUGAUAAGAAAAGUCUAUCUAAAUUUCAUGAUUGGGCAGUAACAUAUGACAGUAGUGACAGCUGGGACGACUCCGAUAGCGGAUACUGGGAAGAUUCAGAAUAUGAUCGGAAAAGAUUAAGCAAACCGACGAGCGUUAAAUCAAAACUUAAAUCUAAUCUAAUAUAUCAUCGUAGGCCUGACGAUGAUGAUAGUUGGUAUAGCGACAGCUGGGAAGAUAGCAGUGAACCUCGUCGUACAUCAAAGAAUGUCAGGGUUGUCAAACCGAGAUUAACAGAUAAAUCUUCGCCUACUGUUAAAACCGAUCACGAAAGAAAAGAUUCUAAAUCUUAUAGGUUAAGACGUGGUAACGAUUAUAGCUGGGAGAGUGAUUCUUCCUGGGAAAGCGAUGGUUGGGAAUACUAUGAUGAUUCAGAUGAGUAUGAAAGUAAAGCCAAAACACAGCUGACACCAAUAGGCACUGGUGCAGCUGUUGCCAGAAAUGAGAUUCGGAGAAGGCAUUCGUUUGCCAAACAAUAUGAUGAUAACUCAGACAAUGACGACAACGGCAAUAUGAGACUUAGACUAAAAACAACGAGAAGGGGUAAUCGGAUUCUUAAUGAACCAAAUCGUUCAGAUAGCAAAAGAAGACUUCAUUUUAAAUUGUCAGGUCGUGUACUUCUCAAUAGACCACAUAAGAAAACAAAAUAUAUGUUUAACGAUUAUGAAACCAGCGAUGACGAAUCAGAAUAUGUUAGACCUCUGAAAAAAAAUCGAAAAAAAUCUGGUAGGAAAGAAUUGUUUCUCCUAGACACAACAAAAUGAAAAGAUUGUUUUACUCUUGUUUGGAUCAUUUUGCAUAUUAUUUAAUGUUAGUUACAAAUUUUAUAUAUAAAAACAUUACAAUGAUGACUCCGAAAUAUAAAACAUUACAAUGAUGACUCCGAAAUAUAAAACAUUACAACGAUGACUCCGAAAUAUAAAACAUUACAAUGAUGACUCCGAAAUAUAAAACACUACAAUGUUGACUCCAAACUAUAACACAUUACAAUGACAUUUCUCCUAGACACAACAAAAUGAAAAAAUUGUUUUACUCUUGUUUGGAUCAUUUUGCAUAUUAUUUAAUGUUAGUUACAAAUUUUAUAUAUAAAAACAUUACAAUGAUGACUCCGAAAUAUAAAACAUUACAAUGAUGACUCCGAAAUAUAAAACACUACAAUGUUGACUCCAAACUAUAACACAUUACAAUGACAUUUCUCCUAGACACAACAAAAUGAAAAGAUUGUUGUACUCUUGUUUGGAUCAUUUUGCAUAUUAUUUAAUGUUAGUUACAAAUUUUAUAUAUAAAAACAUUACAAUGAUGACUCCGAAAUAUAAAACAUUACAAUGAUGACUCCGAAAUAUAAAACAUUACAAUGAUGACUCCGAAAUAUAAAACAUUACAAUGAUGACUCCGAAAUAUAAAACACUACAAUGUUGACUCCAAACUAUAACACAUUACAAUGAUGACUCCGAAAUAUUAAACAUUACAAUGAUGACUCCGAAAUAUAAAACAUUACAAUGAUGACUCUGAAAUAUAAAACAUUACAAUGAUGACUCCGAAAUAUAAAACAUUACAAUGAUGACUCCGAAAUAUAAAACACUACAAUGUUGACUCCAAACUAUAACACAUUACAAUGAUCAUUCCGAAAUAUAAAACAUUACAAUGAUGACUCUGAAAUAUAAAACAUUACAAUGAUGACUCCGAAAUAUAAAACAUUACAAUGAUGACUCAGAAAUAUAAAACACUUCAAUGUUGACUCCAAACUAUAACACAUUACAAUGAUGACUCCGAAAUAUAAAAUAUUACAAUGAUGACUCCAAAAUAUAAAACAUUACAAUGAUGACUCCGGAAUAUAAAUAUUACAAGUAGUUUUAGAUAAUAUGCAGACAAAUUACAUGGUUACAAUUUUCAAAAGGAUUGACAUUAAUAAAUUAUACCAAUAUUAAAUCUGUAAGAACAAUGAUUGGAAACAUAGUUUAUACAAUUCGAAGAAAUAUUCCAUGAAAUGGAACUUACAAUCUUUUGUAUAUUUAUGAAGUUUUAUAUAAGCAUCAAACAAAGUCACAAAUAACCAUUAAGAGACAUUUUUAUAGGUAAAUUGUUCUUUGUAUGACGUACUUGAUGUUAUUUCAUACACACUGGUAUUUACUUAUAAGGUAUUCCAGGAUAGAAUGCCUGUAUGAAAUGCAAUGCUAGUAAUAUAGAAGCUAAAAGUAACAAUACAUAUUUAAUUUUGCUUGAUCAUGUUACGUUACAUCAUUUUACUGAAGUAGAAUAAACCAUUUAGUGUCAAAA
Messenger RNA from Mytilus californianus (California mussel), 4418 nucleotides. RefSeq lists its product as uncharacterized. Bases 11 to 2905 code for a protein of 964 amino acids. The transcript has 5 exons. Lineage: Eukaryota; Metazoa; Mollusca; Bivalvia; Mytilida; Mytilidae. The record is from RefSeq and is a predicted model, not a curated record.